Molecule: messenger RNA, 702 nt
Organism: Adineta steineri
Lineage: Eukaryota; Metazoa; Rotifera; Eurotatoria; Adinetida; Adinetidae
Source: the annotation of a GenBank genome assembly
AUGGUGGGCAUUUCACAACGUAAAGCUGCAUUAAUCGCAGGAUUUUCAAUUUUAAUUAUGGCAAUUCUUGCAGGAUUUGCCUAUGGUUUUGUUCUUCAAGAUCUUAUUGUACCGGAUAAUACAACUUUAACAGCUGAUAAUAUUAGAUCUUCUCUGAUGUUAUUUCGUCUUGGCAUUUUCAGCUUUCUUAUCAUACUUAUCUGUGAUGUAUUGGCGGCUUGGGCACUUCAUGUUUUUCUUAAACAAGUAAACGAACAUCUUUCUUUGCUUACUGCUUGGUUCCGACUUAUCUAUUCAGCAAUUUUGGGGACUGCCUUACUAAAUCUAGUUUUUGUUGCGUUAUUAUUAAAUGGUGCAAAUUACUUGUCUAUUUUUGAAAUAAGUCAAUUAAAUGCCUUGGUAACAUUCUUUUUGAAUGGUUUUCAUAAUAUUUGGUCUAUUGGAUUAGUUAUUUUUGGAUGUCAUCUUUACGUUCUUGGUUAUUUAGUUUUAAAAUCUAGAUAUAUUCCCAAAAUACUUGGUUUUUUGUUAAUCAUUGCUUCUUUGUGUUAUAUCAUCAAUAAUUCGGCUAAUUUACUACUAUCCAAUUACGAAAAAUAUAAAUUAACAGUUGAAGUAUUUAUUGGCUUACCUAUGAUUUGUUCAGAAACUGGACUUGGUGCAUGGCUUUUAUACGGAGGUGGUAUAGGACCUGAAGAUUAA